This is a messenger RNA of Guillardia theta CCMP2712, 1149 nucleotides long. RefSeq lists its product as hypothetical. Bases 17 to 1108 code for a protein of 363 amino acids. The record is from RefSeq and is a predicted model, not a curated record. Gene Ontology annotation, cellular component: chloroplast thylakoid membrane. Gene Ontology annotation, biological process: proton motive force-driven ATP synthesis. Lineage: Eukaryota; Cryptophyceae; Pyrenomonadales; Geminigeraceae. The transcript has a single exon. Gene Ontology annotation, molecular function: proton-transporting ATP synthase activity, rotational mechanism.
CGCCGCGUCCUCCGCCAUGUACAGACCGGCGCUGCUCCUUGCGCUCUGCGCUGCCGCUUCUGCCUUCCAGGCUCCGUUCCUCUCUUCUUCCUCAUUCAGAGGAGCUUCUCUUGCCAAGGGAGUCACCCCUGCUGCUCCUCGUGCUCGCGCAUGUGGACCUAUGAUGGGUAUCAAGGAGCUCAGAGAUCGUGUCACCUCGGUGAAGAACACCAAGAAGAUCACCUCUGCUAUGCGCCUCGUUGCUGCUGCCAAGGUUCGUCGUGCUCAGGAUGCCGUUCUCAAGACCAGGCCCUUCUCCGAGACCCUCCAGAAGGUUCUCGGUGGAUUGAUCCAGCGCUUGAAGAAGGACAACUUCGACUCCCCUCUCAUGACCGAGCGCGCUGUCAAGAAGGUUCUCCUCGUGAUCAUGACCGGCGACCGUGGACUUUGCGGAGGAUACAACUCGUAUGCCAUCAAGAAGGCAGAGGGUCGUAUCAGGGAGCUCUUGGCCCAGAACAUCGAGGUCGACCUCGUCACCAUUGGAAACAAGGGAAACCAGUACUUCAAGAAGCGAUACAACGUUGUCAACAGCUACACCAUCGGAAACUCUCCCACCGCUGAUCAGGCCACUCCUAUCGCCCAGAACCUCCUCGCCACCUACCUCGCUGGAGAUGCUGACCGUGUUGAGCUCCUCUACACCAAGUUCACCUCCCUCAUCUCUUCUGAGCCAUCUGUCCGCACUAUGCUUCCCCUUAGCCCAACUGGUAUCGAGGCCGAGGGUGAUGAGAUCUUCCUCAUGACCUCCAAGGAUGGAAGCUUUGGUGUUGAGCGUGCUAGCUCGGGCAAGGUGGAGCCCCAGCAGUUCCCCAAGGACAUGAUCUUCGAGCAGGAUCCUGAGCAGAUUCUUUCCGCUAUCCUUCCCCUCUACUUCAACGGUCAGAUCCUCCGCCAGAUGCAGGAGUCUGUCGCCUCCGAGCUUGCUGCUCGUAUGACCGCCAUGCAGUCUGCCUCUGACAACGCUUCUGACCUCAUCAGGGACCUUACCAGGCAGAUGAACCGUCAGCGUCAGGCUGCCAUCACACAGGAGAUCUCUGAGAUCGUUGCGGGAGCUUCCUCGGGUGCCAACUAAGUUGUUAACAGUAUGAUGAUAUAAACAAGGAGAACGGAUUC